This is a messenger RNA of Rotaria sp. Silwood1, 2943 nucleotides long. The record is from the annotation of a GenBank genome assembly. NCBI's taxonomy places the organism in Eukaryota, Metazoa, Rotifera, Eurotatoria, Philodinida, Philodinidae.
AUGAUGAGUACUAUAAAAAAGGACGUCCGUAAUUACUUUAAACUAGAUUGUUUAAUAGCAAGAUCGUAUGUUAUACUUCGUCAAUUAUUUAAAAAACGUUAUUCUCUAUUCAACAGCGGUCAAAUAUGGGAUGAUUCAUCAACUUGCGGAAAUAAUUAUUUAACUAAUGUUAUUGCAAAAAAUAAGAAAUUUAAUUUGACCAAAGUUCAAACAAUAUCUAUUGCUAAUGGUGAUUCAAAUCAAUGGGAUAUAACGACACUUACUUCUCUUCUUCUCAAUGCUGAUCGUCCGAAAACAUUGAGUCAAACUCAAAUACAAGAACUCGAUCAUGAAGAUUUACUUUUAAAACAAUUAAGAGAUAUUAGAAAUAAGUUAGCUCAUCAUGCAUCUAAAUCUAUAGAUGAUGCUGAAUUUAAUCAACUCUGGACUGAUGUGACAAAUAUUCUAAUAGCAUUUGGUGAAUGUGACUCUGAAUUAGACAAAUUCAAAGAUGAUAGUGUGUUUGAAGUCCGUACUCAAUUGAUCAAUGAAGAAAACGUUAAAGAAGCAUCACGUCUGAAUACACUUGGUACACAAGCUCAUAAAGAUGGAAAAUUAUCCAAUGCUAUUGCAUUAUUUACGAAAGCAACCGUUUUAUCGGGUGUAUUAGAUCAUGAUCGUGCAAUUUUCUAUUCGAAUAUGUCAUCUAGUCGUCUUGCAUUGUAUGAAAAACAGAAGAAUGAUACUGCAACCAUCUUUGAAAUACAUGAUUCAAGAGAUCAACGAUAUCUUGCACUUCAAGAUGCAAAACAGGCUCGCAAUCUUUGGCCAACAUGGUGGAAAGGUCAUUUUCGCGUUGGAAAAGUAUAUACUACUUUAAAUGAACAUGAUAAAGCUGUUAAUUCAUUCGAACGAGCAUUAGCUCUUGAACCUACAAAAGAUGAAAUACGAAAAGCAUUAGAUGAAAGUCGUCAUAUACUUGGUCGACAAAUGCGUUAUGAACACCUUGAUCCAAGAUUUAGUCCACGAACGGUUCAUGAGCAAUUAGAUGCAUUACAACAAACAGUGGGAAUAAAUCCAGAAAAUCUGCGCAUGUUACAUAGCUUAGUAGAGGCAACAGAUUCAGCUGCAGCUGAUGUUCUCAAAGGAUAUAAAUAUGAGCAUGGAGAUAUUGAUGUUAAACAAGAUUAUGAACAAGCUGCUAAAUAUUAUGCGAAAGCCGCAGGUCAAGGGAGUGCAGCAGGGAUGUAUAAUCUAGCUCGAUUAACCAAUCUUGGUUUAGGCGUUAAAAAAGAUCAUGAUAUGGCUCUUAAAUUAUUUGAACAAGCUGCUGCACAACCGUCACAGCAUCCUAAAUUUAAAGAUCGUCCGAACAUUGGUGUAGCUGAAGCUGAAAAUGCUCUAGGGCUUCAUUAUUCUGAAGGUGUUGGAGCUCAUAAGAAUCCAGCAUAUGGUGCUAGUUGGUAUCAGCGUGCUGUCGAACAUGGUAAUGCUGAGGCAGCAAAUAGUCUGGCAUUAAUGUACCAAGUUGGCAAGGGCGUUGAGAAGGAUCUUGAAAAAGCCGAACAAUUGUUUACAUUAUCUGCUAGAAGAGGUGAUCCGAAUGCGAUGAUAAAUUUAGCUGAAUUCCUACUCGAUAAAAAUGACUUCGUUAUGGCAGAAACAUGGUUUAAUCGAGCAUGCGAAUCCGGUAGCGUUCUUGCUCAAAUGAAACGUACUGAUUUUGAGACGACUUUAAGAGAGAAAAAACAACUGAUGGCUAGUUUUCCAUCCAAUAUUGUGCCAAUGGUCAAUGCAAUGAAAAAUGUAUGGGAUUCUCUAAAAACAUCAAAAUCCAUUUAUGAACUGUCUAAAGAACAAUCCAAAUAUGAUUACGAUGUUCUAAGCAAAUAUGCAAAUCAAGGUUCAAGAACUGCUCAAAGAUUAUGCAACGCACUAGAACAUUUCUAUAUAGCAUUGACAAUACUAAUCGAGUCUGACAUGUUGACUGAACAACAAGAAGAUACAUUAGUGCAUGAACUUUCAGAAUGCUAUCGUCUGGAAGAUAUUGUUGCACAAUUUCCUAACUUAAAAACACGUGAAAAAGUUGGAAAAAUCGUUGAUCAAGUACUUCGUCGAUGCAAAGCAAUGCCUGGUUAUCCUGCAUCACAGCUAGAUGAAGAUGCUCGAAUCUGUUACGCUUCACUACACAUGGAUUCACAUGAAUUAAUCGACGAAUUUCUCAAUUCAUGCAAGCAAAAAUAUCCUAAGUCAAUCUAUUUUUUUGAACUUAGCACUUCAAUCAAUGGUUGGUUAGAACGGUAUGACGCUGUCGUGUACAAUGCUAAUGCUGGUCUAGAACUAGAUCCAACGAAUAGCGAGUUAUUAAUUGAUAAAGCCGUCGCGUGGCGUCAAUUGGAGAAUCAUAACAAAGAAGCUGUUGAAACAUACAAAUCGUUUUUGGCCGUUGCUCCUAAGGAUCAUCGCAAAGUACCAGAUGCAUACUAUUCGAUGGCAAUGUGUUAUCUUGCACUUCAAACUCAUGAUGGUCUAGACGUCUCCAAGAAAAUGUAUGAACAAGGUAAAGAGGCAGAAAAAUUACAACUACCAUGUUUCUUACCGUAUGAAUCCAGCAGUAGAAAGCUUCUUGAAUUUCUGAAUGAUGAUAAUAUUCUGAGUCUAAUAAAGACAAAAGCAACACCAGAAGCAGUGGCUUCUGUUGUUAAUCACAAGGCACGUCUUACUGAUCCACAUCGAAUAGAAGUCAUCAAACUUCAUCGUAAAUGCGAAGCAGACAUCAUUGAACACACUAAGAAUCCCGGUAUUUGUAUUCCGGUUCAACAUCACGAACCUAGAUUUCGACAACAAACAGCCAAGUCAUUAAUUGGCUUGAAAGAAAUUUCAUUACGAGAAAUUAAUCCUACAAAAGAUCAUGUUUAUCAAGGAUAUGUUCUUUCGGUAAGUGACAGCAGACUUUCAUUAUAG